AUGUACGCUGCUCGUGUCGCCGCCCGACCCAAGUUGGGAUUGAACAUCUCUGCUGCGCAGACUGCUCCCCGACCGACACUGUCACUCAAGUCACCUGGUCCUAUGCCUCGCACUCCCAUCUCUCCAGUGCCUACAGCGAGUCUGACAGCUCAGAGAUUCUCAACUCUUCAGGUACCAACAUAUGGCUACACCAACUCAUGCUCGUCGAAGAGCAUUCUCAAGAAACAGCAGUCAUCGCACUCAGGUGCUGCCGGAAAGCGCAUUCAAUUCAAGGGUACACCGACAGUCUACUGUGUGACACCUAUUGAAAAUCCAGACGAGUACUACGGCACACAUACAAAGAUCUCUCGAGAGGAAAGACGAUGGGCUGUUCGCGAUGACGACACAUCAGUGGCAAUUGUGGAAAAAAUGAAUGAAAUAUCAGGCGCCAACAAUGCGAGAGUUCAUUUCCUUGAAAACAUCACAUGCGAUUCACGAGCGCAUCGCGGCAUCCAUCCGAUUUUAGCCCUCGAAUCACACCAGAAGAACCUCGCGAGUCUUGUCCACAAAGCCCUCGGAUUCUUGCCUGCCUCAAACGAUGGUGAUAAAUCGAUAAUCCUUACCGAUGGAUCAAGUCGUCAGCGACCCGAUUUCAUUUCGGCAACCCGAGGACCCGGAAUGCGUUCCAACCUGUCAGUCGGGCUCGACACCGGGAAAGCUCUCUCGGUUGCAUGGCAAAUACCCAUGGUCGGGGUUCAUCAUAUGCAAGCACACUUGUUGACCCCUCGGCUGGUAUCAUGCUUGAACAAAGACAAUGAUACAGAGACACCGGGGGCCGUGAACCCUCAAUUUCCAUUCCUGUCUAUUCUUGUAUCGGGCGGUCACUCGAUUCUAGUGCACUCCAAGUCUCUAACAGACCACACGAUCAUGGCCUCUAGUGAUGAUAUUGCGAUGGGUGAAACUCUGGACAAGGCGGCUCGCGAAAUCCUUCCUCCGGAUUUGCUAAAGGAGGCGAAGAACACCAUGUACGGCAAAACUUUGGAACAGUUUGUUUUCCCCAAUGGCCCGGCAGAUUUUGCGAACUACCGCCCCCCAAUGAAUCGGGGCGAGGAGGUGAUCAAGCGAAAAAGCUCAUGGGGCUGGAGUGUGACUACGCCAUUUGCAAAUACCCGGGCACUGCAACUCAGCUUCUCGUCCGUCGCGAGUAUGGUAAACAAAAUUGUGAAAGACCGGGAGGGUCAACUCUCUCAUGAUGAGCGUCUCGACCUUGGACGAGAGGCAAUGCGUGUUUGCUUUGAACACCUCGCGUCGCGAACUAUUAUUGCGCUGGAUGCUCUUCGCCUGACACACCGCGAUGAAGACGAGAUCAAGACACUCGUUGUGAGUGGUGGCGUGGCGGCAAAUAAGUUCCUGAUGGCCGUUCUACGUUCGUUCUUGGACGUGCGCGGAUUUGAGCACAUGAAGAUUGUUGCGCCUCCCCCAUAUUUGUGUACUGACAAUGCAGCUAUGAUUGGAUGGGCAGGCAUUGAAAUGUUCGAGGCUGGUUGGCGGUCAGACCUUAGUUGUCGCGCUCUCCGCAAAUGGACCCUUGAUCGACAAGCCGAUGACGGUGGAGUUUUAGGGCCGGGUGGGUGGAUUAUGGAUGGAACAGCUCUUUAA
This is a messenger RNA of Penicillium odoratum, 1638 nucleotides long. Its product is annotated as N(6)-L-threonylcarbamoyladenine synthase family protein. Gene Ontology annotation, cellular component: mitochondrion. Bases 1 to 1638 code for a protein of 545 amino acids. The transcript is spliced from 2 exons. The record is from RefSeq and is a predicted model, not a curated record. Gene Ontology annotation, biological process: mitochondrial tRNA threonylcarbamoyladenosine modification. NCBI's taxonomy places the organism in Eukaryota, Fungi, Ascomycota, Eurotiomycetes, Eurotiales, Aspergillaceae.